ACAGUAAGUGGAGAUAAACAGAUAAUAAACAGUUUAUUUGCUAUAUAUUAAGAAUAACAAAUAGGUCAUUAUAGUAGGUUAAUGCCCAGAUUUGAUAUAAUUGCAUAAACUAUCCAUUAAUCUGGAAAUCAUUUGCAAAGAAUAUUAAAGCACAAAAGGAAAAAAAUGGAAAUUACUGGAAGCUGCUUUACUACACAGGAACCCUUCCAAAUAUUUAUUCUGCAGGAAAAUUGGGAGGGAUAUUAUUUUGCCCAAGACUCUUAUUAAUGAUGAGCAUCUUUAUGUAACCCAUUGCAAGUCUUAAAAUUAUGAAGUCUCUCUACUGAUUUUCCCUACUACAGCAUGCAAAACUUUCAAAAGCCUUUACAAUUUCUAAUUUAUUUUGGAACGGUGGAAAUUCCAGACAGUCUGUUGUUUCACUGUGUAAUGAUGAAUUAAGCUUUUCUCUCACUCAAGUGAAGACGGGAGACCUUGAAAGUUGACAAGAAGAGUCACCAAAAACAAAUUCUAAAUCUUGUUACCCCAGAGGAGAGAUAACCUGAGAAUCCUUACAACGGGGAAAUCAUUUGCCUCCUUUCUUUAACCCGGUUCUACCGCGUUUUUCUAAUGGUUGGAUUCAUACGCUGCGCUAAAAAAAAAAGUGAACUUGUUUCGUGUGCGUAUGUGAAGCCCGUCUUUGCUUAACGAAGCACGAUUUUAAAAUGCACGCGAACCUUGUCUUCUAUUCGCACACACGUCCACUAAAAGAAACCUGCUGACGUGUGAAGCGGCAAUCUGUUUGUGACAAGUCCAGGACGUUCGUACAGCUCCUUAAAAACCAAUUUAUUAUUAUUAUUAUUUCUCCACGGCUGACUGGAGACGCAGUUCAGCUGCGGAAGCGUAGAUGGUUGCAGUCCGGCUUAGAAACCGUAACGGCACAGGAAGGGGUUGGCUCAAGACCGCGGAGCCGUGCGUGGCCAGCAACGGCGGACGAAUCCGGAGGAAUAGAUCCGGGGUGGGGAAAAGAAAGAAAGAACAAAAGGAGAGAGGCGGCCCGCUCUUCCACUCGUGUGUUCGCUUAUGUAUCUUCUCGUUUAGUCCCCUAAGUUACUUUAAACGUCGAAAGUGCGUCGCGAAGUACUUGCAGAAAUCGCGAGCCUUGAGAUUUAGGUCCACCCAGCCCCGGAUGGUCUGAGCUGGCUCACCGGGAGCCCGACCGGAGUGAAGACGGCCGCAGCUCGGGGUCAUUUCUCUUUCCCGGGGCACUACAGCCGUUAACUCUUGCGCACCCACAGGAAUCAUUUUGUUCAAGCAGGUUAAAGAUGAUGAGAGAAGAGGAGAACCUGGUAAAAAAGGAGGAAAGUAUGUCAGAGGAGGAAGAGGUGAAAGAGGAGGAAAUAUUCACAGUUAUAGCGGAUGAAGAACACCUGGUGAAAGAAGAGAGAAUAUUUGAGGAGGAGGAGGAGGAGGAGGAAGAUGAGGAGGAAGAAGAAGAAGAUGAUGAGGAUAGUCUGGUGAAAAUAGAGGUGAUUCUCCCAGAGGAUGAAGAAAAUCUAGUAAAAGAAGAGGUACUUCUUCCAGAAGAAACUUCCCUUCUGGAAGAAUAUGAAAUCAAUGUUUUUCAAAUCCAAGGGGAUGAAAUACCCUGUGACAGUGAUCUCGGUCCUGAGAUCUCAGGUUAUAUUCCAAGAAAGAGACAUUGUAAAACCAUGCCACGGGCAGGAACUGUUGGAGAACCCAACCAAGCCACAGCCCGGAAGGGUGGAAGAAUCUAUAAGUGCCCUGACUGUGGAAAAAUAUUUAAGCGCUGUUCACCACUUAUCAGACAUCGAAGAACCCAUACUGGAGAGAAACCUUACGUUUGCCGUGAAUGCUUGAAACGUUUCAGUGACAGCUCAGCCCUUGUGAAGCACCAAAGAAUCCAUGCUGGAGAGAAACCUUAUACAUGUCCCGAGUGCGGUAAGAGCUUUUCCCAAAGCUCAACCCUGAUUGCACAUCAGAGAAUACACACUGGAGAGAAACCAUAUAAAUGCCCUGACUGUGGGAAGAGUUUUAGUGUGAGCUCUAACCUUGUUGCUCAUCAAAGAAUCCACACAGGAGAAAAACCUUUUGGGUGCCCUGUCUGUUUAAAAGGUUUUCUGGUCAGCUCCCAUCUUAUCAGACACUUGAGAAUACACACUGCAGAGAAACCUUAUAUUUGCAGAGAAUGUGGAGAAUGCUUUACCCAAAGCUCUCACCUUGUUGUUCAUAAGAGAAUCCACACGGGAGAAAAACCCUAUCUGUGUUCUGAGUGUGGGAAAAAUUAUCGUGGGAUCUCCGAUCUGAUCCAGCAUCAAAGGAUUCACACAGGAGAGAAGCCCUACAAAUGCACAGAGUGCGGCAAAUGCUUCAGCCAAAGCUCAUGUCUCAAGAAGCACCAGCGAAUCCACACAGGCGAGAAACCUUACAUGUGCCUCAGGUGUGGGAAGAGAUUUAACCGGAAUUCACAUCUGACUAGGCAUCAAAAAACCCAUGUUGGCUAAUUUUUAAAGAUGAGUUCUCAGCAAAUUCCUCUUGCUUGCAGCCCCUGAAGAAGUAACUAUGGAUGUCUCAAACAGUGAUCUAUUCCUUAUCUCCUUUUGUCCAAAUCCCUUGAACUUAUCCUGCAAGAGUAUAAAAAGAUUUGGCUAUGUUACCAGGAUGCCUUUGCAAUGUUUUCUUCUCUGGCACUGGUUAAGAUCCUCUUUCUAGAUUCCCUCCUUUCCAUCCAAGAUUCUAAUAGGAUCCUUAGAAUCUUCCCUGGAAUAUCCAUACUUUUCCUUGUUAUGAUUUUGAAAAUGACAUCCCAUUUCAAACACCUUCAGGCAUAACAGCCCUUACUUUUUCCCGGAUUGUGAGAAUAUCUUAACCUUCUACUAUCCCUCAGGUUUCAACAGUGAAAGAAUUGAAAGCUGUGAAAGGUUGUGUUGAUAGCAGUGGAGGAGAAACAAUAAGCACUCUUUAUCAAACCCUGCGAUGACAUCAACCUCUUUUAUUUGUAAUGCAGUAGCACAUGAAAACCGCAUAUAUUAUUACAUGAAAUUGACAUACAUCCUCCAGUGGACUGCUUCAUGGUUUCAUGCUGCUACUGUUUAAAGCCAAUGGAAAUCUGCAUGUGAGGAAAACCUGCUUUACUUUGUCCAUUAUGGGGUUUGUUGUAAGGCAGAGAAGUGGUCAGGAUUUAGUGUACUUGCUUGACCCAAUGACCUACCUUUAUUUUUUUAAUAGUAGACUAUAGAAACUUCACUGCUUGGAAUCUGAGAUAUAAACUUGAUCAUCCUAUGCUUGGCGACUCUUCAUUGUGGCUGUUCCCAAAGCUGGCAGGUGGGUGGUGGGUAGGGAAGGCCAUAGAAUACUUGCUGAGAGCACAUUCUUGUAUGCAGCAGACCCUAGAUUUAAUCCCUUGCCUUUUCAGCUUAAAACAUCUUGGGUAACAUGAGGGGGAAAGACUGUUGCUAUAGAACAGUACUGCUAAUUGGAAUAAAAAGUGCUGGGUGAAACAGCUGAACGAUCUGAUCUCCGGUUCUUGGCAUCUGUCUCCACGGAUGUCAUGUUACACCCUAAGAAGCACAAAAGGCAGAUGGCCCUCCUUGGUAUUCUGAAGAACGAUCUGGCCUCUUAUGUAGCCUGGUCACUACCAUGCGUUUGUAGGCUUGUAGUGACAAUAUCAGAGGUUUAAAUUAUCAAUGCAAUUAUUUUUUUUAUUUUUAUUUUUACUUUUUAGUGGAGUUUAUUAAACAUUUUGGAGUAGAUUUCUCUGUCAAGUGACGAUAAGAUAGUGGCUAUUGGUUUCAGUGAUACCACUGAGAUUCUUGCUUGGUGGCCUUCGGCAAGUAUUUUCUUGGUGUAAGUCAACCCUGUGAAAUUUGCAGUAUGGGGAUUAUAGCCCUUAUUUGCUUAUAAAAUUGUUGCAAAGGUUACGCAGCUUGAACAGCUUAACUCUGCUCCAUUCUCCAUUGGGUGUGGGAUAAUUUUCACACCCCUUGAUGGGAAAAUUCAAGUGAGUUCUUCUAAUAGAGGUAGUUAUAGCAGCCCCUCCCCCCUGCCAAAGGUACGAUGCCUGCAGUGCCCUCACAGACUGACCAAACGCAGAGAUGCUGCAGUAUGAGCCCUCCACCUAAUUCCCCCUUCCCAUCCUGCCCUGCUAGGUCCCCACAGACCCUGGGCCUGCUUUGCCACCCCACCUGGCUCCAUACACUCUACCCCAACCCCAUCACUGCUCACUUUUUGAAGAGAUUCAGAAUUCAGGAAGUCAGGGUGGGGAAAGGGGACAGGCCCCUCCUGUUGCUGGGCCAUUGCUAGGCCAUGUGGCCUAAUUGAAAAGAAAUCCUGAGAGUUUUUAUUUUAUCGCUAGUCUUUGCUCCCCAGGCAUUAGCUACGCUAGUUUUAUGCCAGUGCAGCUAAUGCUGGGGGAGCUAAGACUAACAAUAAAAGGAAAACGGCAGGAUUUCUUCUUAAUUUUGCUACGUGGACCAGGAACAGAUUGGGCCUGGCCUCCUUCCCUACCUAGACCUCCUUAGCUCUGGGGAUCUUUGAAAGGUAAGCAUGCUGUUGUGAUGGACUGAGAUGAAGAGGAGGCCCAUAGGACUGUGAGGACCCCAAAGGGCAGGAAGUGGAACGGGGAUACCAGGGUGGGGAGAGCCCUUGGGAAGCCCAAUGCAGGUUGGUUUGUGCCUGCACUAAGCCUCCCAGUCUCCCACGCUUAAAUGACACUUAAUGACAAAUGUAUUGGGGAAAAACAGAGAUGGGGGGGUCAUUAAUGAGGCAAUUUCUUUAGAGAUCAUACUGACAGCUGACAGUAAUAAGCAGGCUCCAUUACAGUUGUAACUCAAGGACUACCUGUAUUUUUGGUGAGUGCUACCCUAGUUAGAAAGGUCUUUACGCAAAUAAAGAUGUCCCUCCUAGAUUAGAACCCACAUAAGGAAAACAAGUAUUGACCUAUUGGAGGGAUAAUUUUAACAGCAGAAAAUCUUCAGUUUUCCAUUAUUUUCUUGAAAGAAACUUAUUAGAAUAAGAGAGGGCUUCUCGCUAUGGAAAUCUUCCUUGGCGCUUACAGAACUUAUGGCAAUGGGAGAAUGAGGAGCCAGGAAAGAUGACUGUAAUAGGCUUGCCCCAAUCUCUACAUGAGAAUCACAGAGGAGUAAAAAUUUCAGAAUACUAUACAGAUCUGUUCUGAACAUGAGCAAGAGAAGUUCUUGCCUUCCCUUGAGGCAACUGUGAUAGCUGACCCUAAUUUCAGCUGAAGAGCAGAUGGAAGACUCAUUUCCUGAGAAAUAAGGAGAAAAAAGACUGAUGCCUUAAUUUGGAUGGCUGCAGAAUAAAUAAAGUAGUAUUUGAAUGUUUCUCUUCUUUGCCCUUUAAAGCCCUGCUCCAGUUUAUAUCAGAAUGAUCUCCAUCCCAUUAUGGUUCAGAUGUAUUAUUCUGCUUAUACCUUGCAAAAAGUACCCGAUAGUUUUCUACUUCUGGUAUUGAGAAAAGUGUGUUGUGGCUUUUGUUUGACUUGGUUCUUGAACAUCAAAAUAAGAUAAUGUGUUACACUCCUAAAAUAUAUACAUGUCAUAUGUCAUAUGCUUACCAGUGAUUUGUACUGUUGUGCAGUGCAUGCUCAUCCAUGCUUUUUCAGAAGUUCAGUGUAUUUGCAGAGAUAUGUAUAUAAAGAUAUGUAUAUAAAGAAGGAAGGCUACAGUAUUUCAAACACAAAAAAUAGAAUGGUUUUAGAUUUAAAAAAAAGUUGAGGCUCCCCAAUCCUAUAUUUCUAUUUUUGAUGUAUUGCAGCAAAUAUUCUAUAGUAUAGUUAGUUUUGUUUUAAAUUGAAAGUGGCAAAUCAUUUUAGUCUUGUUUACAAUGCGUUAAUUAAAUUGAUGUUGAGGAAAGGAAAAUUGGAGGGUGCAUCAUAUAAUAGUAACAUAAAAUAAUAUACAUUUAACCCCUUGAGCAAAUUGUACCAGGACUGGUGCCCAAGGGACAUGGUGAACUGUAUCAAAUAUAUGGGGUAUGGGCCAGGGUUCAAACCAUCUUCCAUUUGUCUUGUAUUUUCUGCAACACAAUCUUAAGUCCCAUUUUUUGGAUACUCCCAACUUUUUCCAAAACAAAGUAUGCUUUUAAUGACUAAUUCAAGCACUAGUUAGAAUUCUGUAAAAGCGUCAUAAGGUAGAUGUUGUACUUAAUACUCAUUGAAAGUACUUGAAAUAACUAGUAAAGCA
Messenger RNA from Notechis scutatus (mainland tiger snake), 6200 nucleotides. RefSeq lists its product as uncharacterized. Gene Ontology annotation, biological process: regulation of transcription by RNA polymerase II. Gene Ontology annotation, molecular function: RNA polymerase II cis-regulatory region sequence-specific DNA binding; DNA-binding transcription factor activity, RNA polymerase II-specific. The record is from RefSeq and is a predicted model, not a curated record. Gene Ontology annotation, cellular component: transcription regulator complex; chromatin; PcG protein complex. Lineage: Eukaryota; Metazoa; Chordata; Lepidosauria; Squamata; Elapidae.